AGCUUUCCAAUUCCAGCCUCCUAGGUACCGUGUCUACUCGUCGUAACCAAAAAAAUGCUCUUACAAACGAAACUCUCUCCCUUUGAAUGGUGAAAUCUCUUUGUGAUUCGCGGGUCGAGUGAGGUAACAAAUCCAACAGGCGCAUGUUAACGGGAAAUCUUUAGGUGCUGGCUUCUAUUUGAACGUCGGGUCGGAAGAGAGUGGAAAGUGUGUUGUGUGCACAAAUUUGGAACUCUUGAAAUGUCCGGAAAGACUGCGACGGCUCCUACGACGUACUCGCCGUCUCCGACUCAGAAAAAGCGGCAACCCAUUUUCAAAGAUGUCGACUGGAUUCGUCCUGAUGGUCGAGGCUUUCAUCAGUGCAGGCCUGCAUUUUUGAGAACUGGUGCUGUGAAUGCUGCCGCAGGAUCUGCUUAUGCGGAGUUUGGAAAUACUAAGGUUAUUGUGUCCGUAUUUGGUCCAAGAGAAAGUAAGAAAGCAAUGAUGUACAGUGAUAUAGGCCGGCUGAAUUGCAAUGUCAGCUAUACAACUUUUGCUACUCCAGUUCGUGGACAGGGAUCAGAUCACAAAGAGUUUUCCUCAAUGCUUCAUAAAGCCUUGGAAGGGGCUAUAAUCCUUGAGAGUUUCCCAAAGACAACUGUAGAUGUUUUUGCAUUGGUUUUGGAAUCUGGUGGAAGUGAUCUUCCAGUUGUGAUAUCAUGUGCAAGUCUUGCCCUAGCUGAUGCAGGGAUAAUGAUGUAUGACUUGGUUACUUCUGUUUCUGUGUCUUGUCUCGGGGCAAAUCUUGUCAUAGAUCCUAUAUCAGAGGAGGAGAGCUACCAGGAUGGAAGCCUUUUGAUAACAUGUAUGCCUUCCCGUAAUGAGGUCACUCAGUUGACCCUCACUGGAGAAUGGUCCACACCGAAGAUUCAUGAGGCAGUGGAGCUGUGUCUUGACGCUUGCUCGAAACUUGGGGAUGUCAUGAGAUCGUGUUUAAAAGAAGCUGCUUCUGCAUCACAGGAAUAGAGAUAUAUGCUUGUCUUCACAUUUUUCUAAUUGGUUGUUUUUCUUGAGUAAACAGUCAGUUACAGAAAAUCUCUUAUUGAAAAAAAUUUCUUGUCAAGCUAAAUUGACCGGCCAAUUUUGAUUAUUUUAUUUAUUCAA
Molecule: messenger RNA, 1143 nt
Organism: Nelumbo nucifera (sacred lotus)
Lineage: Eukaryota; Viridiplantae; Streptophyta; Magnoliopsida; Proteales; Nelumbonaceae
Gene: RRP41L
Product: 3'-5'-exoribonuclease family protein
Biological process (GO): U4 snRNA 3'-end processing; poly(A)-dependent snoRNA 3'-end processing; nuclear mRNA surveillance
Cellular component (GO): nuclear exosome (RNase complex); cytoplasmic exosome (RNase complex); nucleolus
Molecular function (GO): RNA binding
Source: RefSeq, a predicted model, not a curated record